UUGAUUUUAAAUCCUCCAUAUCAUAAGCAUUAUGAGGUCUGCCUAGAUGAAUUCUUUGUUGAAGCAUGGAGUUCAAAUUAUAGUAUCCCUGAUAGCUUUUUUGAACAGUUUACCUUUUUGCUUGAUUAGUUCGGUACUUUGUAGAAUCUGGGCGUACACUUUUUUUGAAGUUCAGGAAUAGAAAGAGAGGAAAUGUAUCAUUUGCCAUUUGAAAUUAAAUAUAUAGAUAAGAUUACAACUAAAUGACCAGCAAGUGUAGGGAACAAAUAAGACCUCUAAUCCCAGAUGAAGAGGUUCAGUGCAAGAAAAUUUGCGAAGCAAACUUGCAAUGGGAGGUAAACAAAAUUUACGUCUUCUGAUAUGGAAUCACACAAAAACCAGCAAAAUAUUUUCUCAGAAGUAUUUAACAUUAAUGAAUGAGAAGGGGGCCUACAUCUCUUAGUAGGGGUGGACCUAGUAUGCAAUGAGUUCUAUGAAUUGGUUACUUGACAAAGCCUUGAUAUUAUCAUUUGUAUAGCUAAUAUUGUAGUAUUUGUUUUUGCCUCAUAAGAACAUCACGUAUCUCAUUGGUUAGUGCAGUGUCGGUUUUGUCCUAGUACUUGAGAUUAUGAGCUACUGAUUUUGUUUUUUUUUUUUAUUAUUUCACCUGUUAUUAAUUUCUCACAUUAUUAACAUUUGAUGGAUUUGGAACUUUGCCAAACAACCAUAUAGAAAGUGGUUGUGCAGUAUUGUUUCUUUCAAUUCCUAGCAAUAGUUCGAAUUCUUGGUGCUUUAGUAAAUCGAAUUAGGGAUGUUAUACUAGUUAAAUAUUCAAGGAAAUAAAAAGUUUAGAUUCAUCUAAAUGUUAUUUUCUUGGAAUGCACUUCUAUUUUUGGUGUUUGGGAUGAUGGGUUCAAGAGUCUUGUUAUUUCAAUUCUGCUGCAUUAUUUUAAUCCUAAGCUAACCACUUUCAUGUAUUUUAGUUGAGGUUUUUUUUCUUUCCACUUUACCUUGGGGAGGGAUCUGUUAGAAGAGUAAAAGAAGAAAAAAAAACUACUCGAGGGUUUAUCUUGAAGGGAAGAAAUCGUCAUAAGAAGGUUCAGGAAUAUUUUUGCAGGUUUGGCGUAGGAAGUUUAACAUCAGACACAAAUGUUUUGUUGCACAAAGGUUGCAUUGUAUACAUGUCUCCCCAAAACAAGGUUCUUCCUCAGGCUCUUCCAUGGCCUCCCUCCUCAGGUUCGCCGUUUUUCAACUCAGGAACAAUUCCUCUAUGGAAGGUUCAAUCUCGGUCAUGAUCCCUUUGCUCAGCUUUCUUACAUGGAACUCUCCCAAAAAUUCUUUGAGGCCAUGAAAGCUUGUACUUUUCUUGGAUCAACAUCCAUUGCAUCAAAGCUUCAUGGCCAACUCAUCUCCACUGGUUUGUGUUCCUCUGUUUUCCUCCAAAACCAUCUCUUACAUAUGUACUCAAAAUGUGGAUUAAUAAGUGAGGCUCUUCGGAUUUUCUUUGAUAGCGAGCAUCGCAAUGUCAUUACUUGGAACACGAUUCUUAAUGGGUUGUUGGAUUCUGGUCGAGUAAGGGAAGCAGAAAAGAUGUUUGGUGAAAUGCCCCUUAGAGAUGCUGUUUCUUGGACUGCAAUGAUGUCGGGCUACUUCCGUAACGGUCAAGCGGUGGAUACUAUUAAGCUUUUUGUUUCAAUGUUUCGGGAUUCAGAUUGUGUUCCUGACUUGUUUUCUUUCUCUUGUGCAAUGAAGGCUUGUAGUAGUGUUGGUUAUUUACGGAUAGCUCUUCAGUUGCACGGUCUCUCAGUGAAAUAUGGCAUUGGAAACAACGAAGCCAUCCAAAAUUCUGUCAUUGAUAUGUAUGUAAAGUGUGGUGCUAUUUAUGCUGCUGAGCAGGUCUUUCUAAGGAUUGAAAAGCCAAGCUUAUUUAGUUGGAAUAGUAUGAUCUAUGGUUACUCUAAAUUACACGAGAUGGGACGAGCACUUGACACUUUCAUGAAAAUGCCUGAACACGAUUCCGUCUCUUGGAACACAAUCAUUUCAGCAUUUUCUCAACAUGGCCUGCACACACGGAGUCUUAGUACGUUUGUUGAGAUGUGGAUUCAUGAUUGUCAACCAAAUUCAAUGACAUAUGCAAGCGUUCUUAGUGCAUGUGCCAAUAUCUAUGAUUUUCAAUGGGGUAAACAUUUGCAUGCCCGAAUUGUGCGCAUCGAACCCUUUUUAGAUGUUUUGGUGGGCAAUGGGUUGGUAGAUAUGUAUGCAAAAUGUGGGCUCAUCGAAGCUUCAAAAAGGGUAUUUAACUCGUUAACCGAACGCAAUGUAGUAACCUGGACUUCACUAAUAAGUGGAAUUGCACAGUUUGGUAGUCAAGAAGAAGUUUAUGAUAUUUUUUAUCGAAUGAGAGAAGAUUGUGUUAUUAUGGAUGACUUUAUUCUUGCAACCAUUCUUGGUGUAUGUGAAGGAGAAGAAAAUAUUUCAAUUGGGGAGCAAUUACAUGGAUUUGCGGUGAAGACUGGGAUGGAUUCAUCUUUGCCUGUAGGCAAUGCUACUUUGACAAUGUAUGCAAAAUGUGGAGAUGUUGAGAAGGCAAGUCUUGCUUUUGAAACAAUGGCUGCUAGAGAUGUUAUUUCAUGGACAACAAUGAUCACUUCAUUCACUCGCAAUGGCAAUGUAGAAAGAGCACAGGAUUAUUUUGACCGAAUGCCGGAGCGUAAUGUCGUAAGUUGGAAUUCAAUGUUAAGUGCAUAUUUCCAGAACGGUUUUUGGGAAGAAGGUUUAAAAUUAUACAUUUGUAUGCUAAGACAAGAAGUUAGGCCCGAUUGGGUCACCUUUGUUACCACGAUUAGUUCUUGUUCGGAGUUAGCAAUUUCAAAACUUGGAACACAAAUAAUAUCCCAAGCAGUAAGAGUAGGGCUUGGUUCUGAUGUUUCAGUUGCUAACAGUGCAAUUACCUUGUAUUCUAGAUGUGGUAAAAUUGAAGAUGCGCAUAAAGUUUUUGACUCAAUACGAGAGAAGAACUUGAUAUCUUGGAACUCAAUUAUGGGAGGAUAUGCUCAAAAUGGUCAAGGCAGGAAGGUGAUUGAACUGUUUCAGAACAUGUUGAUGGUUGGUUGCAAACCUGAUCAUAUCACCUUUGUAGCAAUUCUCUCAGGUUGCAGCCAUUCAGGCCUUGUGAAAGAAGCAAAACAUUACUUUAACUCCAUGACUAAAGAUUUUGGCAUCUCUGCAACUCCCGAGCACUUUGCGUGUAUGGUAGAUUUAUUUGGUCGAGCUGGGUUACUAAAGUCAGCCAUGGAUCUGAUUGAUCAAAUGCCAUUUAAGCCAAAUGUCACCAUAUGGGGCACUCUACUCAGCGCUUGUAGGAUCCACCAUGACACCGAAAUGGCAGAGGUGGCAAUGAAGAACUUGCUAGAAUUGAACGCUGAACACUCUGAAAGUUACAUUCUGCUAGCAAAUGUCUACUCCAGCUCUGGAAAGUUGGAAUGUGUUUCUGAUGUGAGACAAUUGAUGAGAGAGAAAGGAGUACAGAAAGAUCCUGGUUGCAGCUGGAUAGAGGUGAGCAAUAGGGUCCAUGUCUUCACUGUCAAUGACACAAACCAUCCACAAAUCAAGGAUAUUUAUAAGGCAUUGGAAGACAUUGUUAAGAAGAUCAAAGAUGAUUAUGGUUAUGUUGAUGCGUCAGGUUCGAUUGGCUAUCAUAGUGAGAAGCUUGCUAUUGCCUUUGGUUUGAUUAGCUUGCCUGAUUGGAUGCCAAUCCAUGUGAUGAAGAACCUUCGAGUUUGCAACGAUUGUCACCAGGUGAUGAAAUUGAUUUCUCUUGUUUCCAUGAGAAAACUUGUUGUGCGCGAUGGGCACCGAUUUCAUCACUUGGAGAAUGGGAGUUGCUCUUGUGGAGAUUACUGGUAGUCAUAAACUUGAAUUCUGAUGCUUUGAUUUAAGAAAGGAUAGGAAGAAGCUUAGCACAUUACUGAACUCAUCUCCCCCAGUGAUUGUGAAAGGGAUGAAGUGAGGGUGUGCAUCCAGUGAUGUGAUUCAACUUGCUGGCUUUAUCAUGUCUUGAGUUUACGUGACUCUAAACGAAUCGAUUAAAGAUGCAGGGACAUUAGAGAUUGAAAGGAUGUUGCUAUUGCUUAUGCGUUCAAUAACAUUCCAAAGAGAAAACUAGCGUCUUUGCAACUCAUUGGAGCAGAGCCCUCCAACAAGGAGGUGUAUUGCAGGCAAGCUUUGAUACAUAAGCCAUAACGUGUGCUGAACCUGCAUGCAUAUUGUGUCAACAAGGUAUGCCAAUUUGUUCAUUCUCCUACUGUUCUGCAUUGGAGGGUUAUGAAGCGUAUUCUUUGCUGUUUACAAGGGAUUCAAAUGUUUUGGUUUGUUAUUAUCUAGACGUAGUGAUUUUUAUAAGGGCAUUCUUUGCUGAACAAUGCUUAGAUUUUGCAAAAGCAAGCAUUUGCAAAAGCUAGAGUUCCUUUUAGGAUUCUUGCAAAAUUUCAUAAUAAAGUUAAUUUAACGAAUGCUUCCAAUUAAGAGCUAGUUAGAAAGAUUAAUAACUCUUAGAUCGUACAUAGAAUCUAUGAUGGUCAUUUUUAGAUCCCAAGACGGCUCACUUCAGAAUUAGAUUGAUCAAGACUAAUCUAAUGAAUCGAUUAUACUUCAAACCUAAAGCAAGGUUUGAAAAAGAAAGUAACACUCAGUAGGAUUUCAAAACAACACAUGAUUUUUAAACUGAAUAUUACAUGCCUUCAAAUAAGCCAAAAAGAUAAUCCAAACUAUCAACUACAAACUACCAAUAAAAACUAUUAAAUAAAAAUGGAAGAAAACAACACAUCGCAUAAAUAGUCUUAAAUGUUAGUUCAACUACCAAAGAUAAAAAGUCUUCAAAUCACUUUCCAAUGUCAACAGGUAUUUAUUGCCACUCCAUUAUUUUUUUGAUUUGAUAUUUAAAUCUUCUUUGCCUUGGUUCUUGUAAUUGCUUCUUUGGGUACAUGUAAUUGAUUAGUGGUUGGAUUCAUAUCAAGCGUAUUCUUUUCUAUUUAUAAGGGACUCAGUGUUUUGGUUUGUUAUCAUCUAGACGUAGUGAUUUUUAAGGGCAUUCUUUGCUGAUGCGGAUUGGGGCACGGAUCGAAGUGAUGGAAAAUGGUUUAUUUUUGGCAGGAAUAGGGUAAGAUGGAGCUCAAAGAAACAACAAAUUAUAUCAAGAUCAAGUAUGGAAGCGAAGUUCAGAUGUCUUGCGAAUGCAGCCACCAACCUUUUGGAUUCGAGCCUUCUUACGUUUAACUCAGAGUUUCUUGCCCAUCUCUCUGCGACAAACUUCGAGUUCGUGUUCAAGUCGGUGCUAAAUCCUAUUCGCCCCUCGCAACCCAAAUAUGUAUCUAAGAUUCGACUUUCUAAAACUCUAGGUUGAUUCAAUGUGUUACCUAGUGUUUGUUGAUGACAUUCUUAAAAUGGAAAAUGAAAGAAAACAUGCAAGUUUCGAAUUCA
Messenger RNA from Cucurbita pepo subsp. pepo (vegetable marrow), 5457 nucleotides. RefSeq names its product pentatricopeptide repeat-containing protein At2g13600. Gene Ontology annotation, biological process: RNA modification. The record is from RefSeq and is a predicted model, not a curated record. Lineage: Eukaryota; Viridiplantae; Streptophyta; Magnoliopsida; Cucurbitales; Cucurbitaceae. Gene Ontology annotation, molecular function: RNA binding; zinc ion binding; protein binding.